This is a messenger RNA of Saccoglossus kowalevskii, 681 nucleotides long. RefSeq names its product RNA/RNP complex-1-interacting phosphatase-like. The record is from RefSeq and is a predicted model, not a curated record. Lineage: Eukaryota; Metazoa; Hemichordata; Enteropneusta; Harrimaniidae.
AUGCCAAAGCGAAAAAAUAAAGUGCCAGAUCGCUGGGAGAAAUAUGAACCAUUUGGCACACCACUAGAGAUUAAAGAAAAUGCACAAAUACUGGCUUUCAAAGUACCACUGUGUGAUGCAUUUUCUCGUAAACUUAAGGAAGCCAAACCUUUCAGUCUUCAAGAUUUGUUUAGAGAUGUGAAAAACUUAGCUUUAGUCAUUGACCUUACCAAUACAGAUCGUUACUACAACAAGAAAGAUAUAACAGAUAAGGAUGUUGCAAUUGACGGCAAAAAUAUCAAAGUUCAGUAUAAGAAAAUUAAGAUUCCAGGCAAAAGGCUUCCAUCAGAAGAGUCUGUAACGAUUUUUAAAGAGACUGUUAGCAAGUUUCUUGAAGUUACUCAAUCCAAGAGUUCUGUAAUUAUCGGUGUUCAUUGUACGCACGGUCUCAAUAGAACUGGAUACAUGGUUUGCAGAUACUUGAUAGACUGUUUAAAAUAUGAACCAGAUGAAGCCAUUAAAACCUUUAAUGAUAUGCGACACCAUGAAAUGGAGAGGUACUGUGAUGAUUUAAGACAGAUGCCAUUGAAGACCCAUGUUCAACAACACAGUGCUGCAUAUAAUGGUCAAGAGAACGUUAAACCUGCAAGACCAGACAGUGCUAAAGGAGAUUGCAAAUCAAGAAAUACACCAGAAUCAUCA